Molecule: messenger RNA, 3010 nt
Organism: Dufourea novaeangliae
Lineage: Eukaryota; Metazoa; Arthropoda; Insecta; Hymenoptera; Halictidae
Exons: 16
Coding region: 40-2817 (925 amino acids)
Source: RefSeq, a predicted model, not a curated record
GGAGAAGCGGUGCUCGCUCGCGGGUGAAAAUAGAAAAGAAUGUUUUUGGAAUCCAAUUGGACUUGGUUGGUCGAACGAUGGGGCAAUAUGGCCGACUUGGCCGAGCGGGUGGACGAUCUGAUAUGCAGUUUCGACUCGGCUGGUGACACAACCAUGGAUACGUUAUCGAUGUUAAUAUUCGGUUGGAUGGUAUUCGGGUUGGUGGUGUUGUGCGUCGGCAAAUACGUAUACAAUCGGUUCGUGUUAAACGGUGCCGUCUACGGGACGAUAAUUGCCGCCAAGGACGGCCAUAUCGUUCACAGUGAUAGCGUCGGUGGUGGUAGUGGUAGUGGUGGUGGUGGUGGUGGUGGUGGUGGUAUCUUUGGCGGCAGCAAGUUGCUUUCGUUGGGAAAACAAAAAACUCCAAGCUCGAGUCCCACGGGUAGUGGUGGUGGUGGAAAGACACCGACAUCGGGCGGUGCAGGUGGUGGUGGUGGCGCCGGUUCCGGUUCCGGUUCCGGAUCGUCGUUGAUUGGUGCCGCUCAUCCGUCCGGUAGCGUCGCUACACCGUCUGGAAUCGGUGGUGGUUCACCACAAUCCUACGUUCCACCGACUCCACCCGUUCGUAAACGGUUGACCGCCAGGAAAACUUCCGGUGCGCUGAUCAGCCCCGCAAGAAGCUCCAGAAGCUUGCAUCUGCCCACCGCGACUGGUGCCGAUCCUGAUGCUGUGCGUUGGGUAAACGAGAUCAUCGUUUGGAUGUACUCGGACCCAGCGAUUCUCGACGAAUUACUCGCUGUUUGGGUCACGUCUCUCAACUCGUUCACCGCCAAGUCCGUCGACGAGAACGGCGUCGGAGUGGAAUUUGUUCGGGUUCUACCAGAGACUUAUCCACCGAAUCUCUCCAAUAUAUUCUGCGAAUGUGACUCGAAGGAUGACGUGACGAUCACGUGCGAUUGCGAAGCUACGCCUGCGUUGCAACUGAAAGCGUUCCGUCGAAAGGCGGAUAAGCUGGAAGUCAGCCACUACCGUGUCAACGUAAACCGAUUUCGCGCCCGUUUAAAUGUCAUAUCCAUCACCGAGAAACUUCUUCUGGACUUGAAAUGCGACGGUUGGCCAGAGGUGAAAGUGUCGUUGGCUCCGGUGGGCACGAUAAAGAAGGACCUCGACGAAAGUCACUUGCAGGAUGUUGUGACGGAGAUUGUGGUGGGUGCGUUGAGGGGGACCAGUGUUCAUUUGAAUCUCUUUCAAUAUCCGAGUUGCCCGCGUUUAUGGAGGGAACAGGCGACGAACCAGCCUGGCUUCUCGUUGCCAAUGCACUACGACAGCAUGAGUACGUCCAGCGGUUCGCAGCAACCACCACGCCAACAAAUGCGAACGCAGAGUCCAACUCCGGUACAGACACAGUACAUGACCGGUGAGAAACGAUUGCUGGUGAAAGUGGUCAGAGCUACGGAACUGGGCGGCGAACAAGGUGCCGUGGAACCGUAUUGCGUGGUCGAGCUCGAUGAACCCUCGCAAAAGAAUCAGACCUCUGUCAAAAAGGACACACGGAAUCCACUGUGGGACGAAGCGUUCUUGUUCGACGUGACUCGUAACACCACCGAGGUAUUAUUGGAGGUAUACGAUCGCGUGAACAAGACGCAACGUUUCCUGGGCUUGGGAAUCGUCGGGGUCGACGAGCUUCUCGCUAAUCCCAGUCAGAGGCAGAUCAUACCACUUCAAGGCCGACCGUACGAGGAAGACGAUAUCACCGGCACCCUGACCGUCGAGUUUCUGUUCAUCGAGGGUGCAGAGGUGCCUCAGAUUGGGAGCAAACCUUACAAGGUGAAGGAGACGAUAAAGCCGGUGUCACCGACUGCUCCUCGUACCUACAAUCCGACAAAUCUCAUCAGCGACAAUAGUCUAAAUUACAACAAUGGUAACAGCACACUUAUCUUGUACGACUCUACCGUUCAGUCCGAAGGGGAUUACCUGACCAAUGGGAACGCAGUGGAUUCGCCCUACAGAACCGGUCAGUCCAAUGGUAACAAGGGGACACUAAUCGUGCACAGCCAACAGAGGUACCUGGAGCGGCAAGUAGUUAAGGUCGCCCUGACAGAGAGCGGCAGCUGGCAAGAAAUAUCCCCGGAGCAUGGACCGAAAGACACCAGCCUGACAUCGGGACCAGAAAGCACACCAAACUCCUCCAAUUCCGAAGAAAGAGGGAGGACUCGAAGAAAACGACGGGACUUCUUCGGGACCAUAAAGAAACGACUGACACGAUCGAAAACGAGAAGCAGAUCUGUCGGGCCGGAAGGUGACGCGAAUCACGAGGAUGCCCACUCUAGAUCUAUAUCCGCGGACAGGGCACGUGAUCCUGGAUCUGCUCGUUUAUCGAUACCAGGAAGAGAAGAACACUCGCGACGGUCCAGUCUGAGCGAGGCGUCCGGUAUAAGCGGAGCGUCGACCAGAACGUACAUAAACGAGGCUUCCACGUUGGUUCUCGAGACAGUCGAGAAUGGCAUCAAAAAGCACUAUUUGGUGCCGUUGUCGCUCGCACAGAAGAGCAAAUGGAGGAAAAAAGGCACGAAGCUGCACAUAUUCAACGAUCACACCUUCAUCGCGAAACACAUGGCAGGUUUUAGUGGGACCGUGUGCGAAGUCUGCAAACGAACGCUCGCGAGACGUUUGGGUAAGCAGGGCUACGAGUGCAGGGACUGUCAGAUGAAGUGCCACAAACACUGUCACGUGAAAGUGGACACGACCUGUCCUACGUCGACCAUUCAGAGCAUCGAACUAACAUACAUAAAGGUUCCACAACUAGAUCGAAAACCAUCCAGCCAUCAUCUCUGCUGACCGAAACGAGAACCGACCGUGUUCGUAAAACGGCGGCAGCGUUCCCCAGCCGAUCCAGCAAGCGUCUGCAACGAGCGAAUCAUUUUACCCCGGAAAAAGUAUAUUGUUCGAAUCGCUUCGUUGAUAAUCAUUCGUAAUACACACAUAUACAUAUAUAAAAGAAAGGCAAAAAAUCGCGCUUCAACGUACGAAA